AUGGUUAAGAAGAAAUUGACCUCAAUAGCGUGGCCAUAUACACCUGAACCUUCGCCUCGUCUUGAACCUUUGGUCUAUCAGUUGGUAGAUAUUCCUGAAGACUUCACCAUGUCUGAAGAAGAAUUACCUCGGGCAAGGCCCAUCACUAUGGCAGCUCGAAAAGAAGGUGUUAUGUCACCAGGGGCAAGACCAACUUUGGACGAUGUACUCAACAAUAAGGCACCAUCACCUUACACCCUAGCCGCCUACACAGCCUUUCUAUCUCAGCAGCACUGUUUAGAAACGCUCGAAUUUACUACCGAGGCCAAGAGAUAUUCAGACAAAUACGACGAAGCAUCAGCCAGUAUGGGAGGCAUGCCCCUCACAAUAGAGACGCAGGAGGGAUGGGAAUUGAUACAGGACUGGACGCGGAUCCUCGAGAUCUACGUUAAGCCAGGGGCCCCGCGAGAAAUUAAUUUACCGGCAGAGGAACGAGAUGAUUUGAUCGAGCGGUCAUACGAUAUCAGGCCUCCUCGACCUGAUUUCCUGGACGCUGCCGUCAAACGCAUGUACGACUUGAUGUCGGAUUCGAUCUUCAUUCCGUUUUGCAACAGCCUCAAACAGGUUUCACAUGCGCAAACCUAUACGCCUAUGUCGGAUUUUGCAGACAUGGCUGAACUUGAACCUUCGCGGCUGACAUAUGAUGAGCGAGGCCUGCAUCGUCGAAUGCCCUCGCGCCGGCGGCGAUCUCCUCCACACACCUCAGCGGUUUCAUUUGAAGCUACUCGAUCUCCUCCGCAGCAGCAUCGGCCCACACAGUCCUCGUCGUUAUCGUCGGCCCUAGGUCGGCAGAGUGGGGCGCGCUUGUCGACUCACGUGUCACAUUCGUCUGCCGUCUCAGAAAGUGCAUUGACUGACAGCAGCGGAGGUCCGGACAGCCCCCCCGUGGGUGAGCUCCUGGAAGCCGAUUCAGUCAUAACCCCACCGACAACGCCGCCAACGAGUGAGCUGGGUGGAACCAUAAGUCAUGGGAGUGGGAGCGGAAUGGCAAGUGUCAAACCACAUCGAAGCGAAAGCGGCGGCUGGAAGAAGGCCAUGAAGAUCUUCAGCGGCGGAAAGAAGAAGAAUGGCGGCAGUGAGCACGACUGA
Molecule: messenger RNA, 1128 nt
Organism: Cladophialophora psammophila CBS 110553
Lineage: Eukaryota; Fungi; Ascomycota; Eurotiomycetes; Chaetothyriales; Herpotrichiellaceae
Exons: 1
Coding region: 1-1128 (375 amino acids)
Source: RefSeq, a predicted model, not a curated record